UCAAGUGUAAAUAUAACAACUAAAGAGCAAAGAAACUGUAAAACAUAUUGAGUUAAGAUGUGCAACUACUGCGAAAGUAUGAAGAAUGCUUCUAAACCAGACGUCUGUAAAAGUCUUUUCCUGUUCCGUGCGCAGUGAUAGGCUCAUCAAUGUUUCGAGUUAUGCGGCUUCCCGUCUGCCUGUCGCCAGUUUUACAAUACUGGAGAAAUUUUCAGCCCCUGGCUCAACGCCGAAAUUGAGAGGAAAAUAAUUUUUAUCCUCUUUCCCGCCUCAAAAUCUACCUCAAGGAUUAUCAGACACGUCGAAAGGUGAAGUUUGAUCGAAGAACUGAACUAUACUCUUCGAGACAGAGUCUGGAGGAUUGACUCCCUUGGAGAGAUGUCCUCUCCUAUAUCUAGUCUCAACAGCCUCUUCUCCUUUACAAGCCCGGCUGUCAAACGGCUUCUGGGUUGGAAGCAGGGAGAUGAGGAAGAAAAAUGGGCAGAAAAGGCUGUGGACUCCCUUGUCAAGAAAUUAAAGAAGAAAAAAGGGGCUCUUGAAGAUCUUGAGAAGGCCUUAAGCUGCCCUGGACAGUCCAGUAAAUGUGUGACGAUCCCUCGCUCACUUGAUGGGCGAUUGCAGGUGUCCCACAGAAAGGGGUUGCCCCAUGUUAUCUACUGCAGAGUGUGGAGAUGGCCAGACCUACAGAGCCAUCAUGAACUUAAGCCACUAGAGUGCUGUGAAUAUCCAUUUAGUGCUAAACAGAAAGAAGUUUGCAUCAAUCCAUACCAUUACAAGCGGGUUGAAAGUCCAGUACUGCCUCCAGUUCUGGUCCCAAGGUACAGCGAGUUUCCAGCAGGACACAAUCCCUCAAGUGGGCUGGCUCCGUUUCAACAAAUGACUGAACCCUCCAUGCCGCAUAAUGUGACGUAUCCCACCAAUUUUCAGCAACACUCGCCGGCCAGCUCUGGACCAAGUAGCCCAUUUGGAUUACCAGCAGACACCCCUCCCCCAGCAUACCAAGCACAUGAUGACAACCCUAGUAAUAACAUCAGCAUGGGUCAGGGAAGUGGAGGUGGUGCUACUCAUCAUCAAGCCAUGGACACGACAAUGCCUUCUCCUACAGAAUGUGCUAUUCCUCUGCGUAAAACAGCCAACGUGCAACCAAUUACCUAUCAAGAACCUCAGUAUUGGUGUUCCAUUGUGUACUAUGAGCUGAACAAUCGAGUUGGACAAGCAUUCAAUGCUUCCCACACAAGUAUUGUCGUUGAUGGUUUCACUGACCCUUCAAACAACGCUGAACGCUUCUGUCUCGGGCUACUCUCCAAUGUCAACAGAAAUUCAACUAUUGAAAAUACACGGCGACAUAUUGGAAAAGGUGUCCACCUGUACUAUGUGGGAGGUGAGGUGUAUGCUGAAUGUCUGAGUGAUACCAGCAUAUUUGUUCAGAGCAGAAAUUGUAAUUAUCAUCAUGGCUUCCACCCAACCACAGUUUGUAAGAUUCCACCAGGCUGUAGUCUCAAGAUCUUCAACAACCAGGAGUUUGCUGCCCUUCUCAGCCAGUCUGUAAACCACGGCUUUGAGGCGGUGUAUGAGCUGACCAAAAUGUGCACAAUUCGCAUGAGUUUUGUGAAGGGCUGGGGAGCCGAGUACCACAGACAAGAUGUGACUAGCACACCGUGUUGGAUUGAGAUUCACCUGAACGGUCCUUUACAGUGGCUGGACAAAGUCCUGACACAGAUGGGCUCCCCUCAUAACCCCAUAUCAUCUGUGUCCUGAAGAACAUUACUCCAACUAUUUAAUAGAGUUUUAUGUAUUAAAACAUACGGUAUAUGUGUUUGUCAAUGUGGCACACAUUUAAUAUCACAUCUCUUGGAUACUGUUAUCAAAUGACUGUUGCUGCCAAGUUUUACUGUCAUGGAAUGAACGAGACCCUCAGCUUUCGAUCUUGCCAUCUACAUGUAGGUUUGGAAAGACGCUUUUCAUUUAACCUGAGGUGAAAGGAACCUUUAUGCAUUCCACUGACCAAGCGAAGUAGAACUUGAGGACUCUUGAAUAUGCAAACCAGCCCACCCAACCCAACGAGCAAUACCAUCCUUUACAUCUGACAGGUGCGCACAGACCAGCUCUGUGUGGAAAUGACAUUGUUUAUGAAGCAUAUGUUUAGUCAGCUCAGCUGAGACUAUAAAUAUAGACAUGAUCCAAUCUCCAUUAUUUUGUGCAUCUGACAUAUUUUGGUCACAAGUAGCAACUUUGUGUAUGUCUGAUUUUGAUCUAAAACUGAAAGUUCAAAUGUAAUGCUCUCUUCAUGAUGUUUUUAACAUGCAUUUUUAUUUUGUGUGUAUCAUAAUUUCACAAGGGAAUGAAUAUUUGUGCUUUUAUUCCCUGGUGCCAUUGACAUUAACAAAGGCUUUUGGAUCAGUCUUAAUAGAUUUUCAGACUGGCAGCUGUUCACAUUUAUGUGUAGAAAUUUGAUUUUUUUUGCCACAGAGGGCAGAAAAAAGACAACUCUAAUCAGCGGAAAUUCAGGUACAAGUCCAUUCAGAUUUUGUAUAGGAAUAUUUGUUAAAGAAGGUGCAUGUUAGUUACCCAGGAUCUUUGCCUAAUCAGAUGCAAAGCUCUUCAGUGGUUGUGUUUAUUUUGGCAGAUCUAAUCAAGCAUGGAGCCUCAAUUGACAGGCUCUAUAGUAUGUUUUUUUUUCAUAUUUCCCUCUCCUAGUUUUCUAAAAUGAAUUGUCUUUGUGUCAUCAAAGUUCAAUUUAACAGAUUGAAAUUAUGUUUCAUGUUCUUUCUACCAGAUUUUAUAUAAAGUUUAUAUGAAAAGUUUUGUUGUUUAGUGUAUAUAGUGUAAAUACGUUCAGCUGUGUGCUUCUGUGACUAGUGUUUGUGCUUUGUUAGUCUUAAUGAAAGCGCAUACCCAGUUCUUAAUCACAUCUUUAGCUUAUGGGCUUAAUAAGUCAAGAAAGCAUCAGUAAGCAUUUUGUAUUGGCUUAGAAACUGUGAUUUUGUAAGAUCUUACCAACCUGCCAGGCACAGUUCUCACAGUGUGCUGCAAAUACAGAAAUAUAUCAUUGUUAUAUGUUCUGGUGGCCAGUGAUUAAAUUUAAUGCCAUAUGUUUGUAGGACCUUCAUAAUUUUUUAUUACUGUAGAGUUGUUCAUGUUGAAAUACGCCUUCAUGAUUUGUUCUGUGGUCAACAAAAUUGUACAGGUUUCAUACACUUGUAUGCAGGUGUAAAUUUUACAAAAUACAUUAUUUGUGUUUGACCACAUUUCAAACAUCAUUGUGAAUUAUGAGAAUGUUAAGUGACAAAAAUACAUAAACAGAAUUAAAGUAAACGCAGAAUGAAAUGUAAGUGACCUGAAAUGUGAGAUUUAUUGCAAGCUGCAGCCAUUUAAAGAUGUUGAAUGAGAAUAACAUGUUGCAUUUCUGUCUUAAGCUGAGAGUAAUAAUUUGAAAUGCCUUUUUAACAUGCUUAACUUUGCUGGUCUAGUGAGAAUGGAAAUCAGUGUUGGUCAACAGCAUAAUAUAACACCUAUUAUAAUCAUUGCAUAGUCUAACAAGUAGUUUUAGGCUAGUGCCAGAUGCUAACUGACCAGCCAACACCCUGGUCAAUCUUUUUGCCUCCGGGUUUGACCAUCUGCAAUCCCUCCAUACAAGUAUAAGAAUCUCCAGACCUUGCACUUGUUAAAUGGAACACCCAGUGUCUGCAAACAGAGCAAAAGAAACCCCCAUCUACUCCUUGAUUUGCCAAAUCAAAUUGAGUUGUCAUAAUAUUUUGAUUGCUGGGAAGUAUUUAGGAUUUCAGGGAAAACUAUUGUAUGUGAAUGUAACCUCUGUGUACUUUUGUGUGGGUAUCUUUGAUGUCAACAUAUAGUGCUUGUUGCUACUUGGUUUAACAAAUACAUAUAUCUGUGGUGUUGAACAAGUGCUUGCUUUUCGUCUAAUCUCUCUGUUUCAUCCUCCCACUGACAAGACAACAUUCAUCUUUGUAUAAAUCUUGCCAGUAACCAGUAUUUGUUGUGUGACAUUACAUGUGUUAAGCAUGUCUAAACUGAGAGGUGCUAUUGUGGGUGUUUCUCAUGUAUAUAUACAUAUAUUACCAUCGUUCUACGCCGCAUGCCAUGGCUACAGCUUUGCUAUUCUUAGUUUCUCACUGUCAUUUUGUAAGCGAGGAAAUGUGUUCUGGCAUUGAUUAUUGCAAUGUACUGUAACCCUUUUGUUGAUUAGGAAUUCUCAGUUAAAGACAGUACUGACUGCAUGUAUUUUUAUCUGUCAUAACAAUAUCAUUGCUAGUAAAUUGAAGAUAACUCAAUUUAUAACCUUCAGUAUUUCGUAAGAAGUCUGCUUAGAAGCCCUUUUACAAACUACAUGUAUAACUUGCGUAGAUGCUGGACAUAUGCCACCUGGACAUAAAGAAAAGAAGAAAAAAAUAUAUAAUGCAUCUAUUGUUUCAUAAGCAAAGCUGGAGUGUUCUCAUCUCUUUCCUUUCAGAACAUCACUCAAUAAUUUUUGCUUGCAGAUUUUGUGUAACAACAUUUUCGUUAAUAAAAUGUUCAAAUAUU
Liolophura sinensis is the source of this 4542-nucleotide messenger RNA. Its product is annotated as mothers against decapentaplegic homolog 5-like. The record is from RefSeq and is a predicted model, not a curated record. Gene Ontology annotation, biological process: regulation of transcription by RNA polymerase II; SMAD protein signal transduction; cell differentiation. Lineage: Eukaryota; Metazoa; Mollusca; Polyplacophora; Chitonida; Chitonidae. Gene Ontology annotation, cellular component: heteromeric SMAD protein complex. The coding region runs from base 379 to 1758 and encodes 459 amino acids. Gene Ontology annotation, molecular function: RNA polymerase II cis-regulatory region sequence-specific DNA binding; DNA-binding transcription factor activity, RNA polymerase II-specific; I-SMAD binding. The transcript has 7 exons.